CACUGUCCGAUGUGGGACAAGUUCCGAAAGCCAAAAGGGAACGUCAUGAGUGGCGUCACAUAACACUAUCUAUAAAAAAGAACAAAAAGAAGCAAAACAGAGAGAGAGAGGGAGAGUGAGACAAUGGCUGAGAGAUCAGAUACAGAGGAAGUGAAGCUUUUGGGGAUGUGGGCGAGUCCUUUUAGCCGUAGGAUCGAGGUAGCUCUUACACUGAAAGGUGUACCGUACGAGUUCUCUGAGCAAGAUAUCACCAACAAGAGCUCUUUGCUGCUUCAAUUGAACCCGGUUUAUAAAAUGAUUCCGGUUCUUGUUCAUAAUGGUAAACCGAUCUCUGAGUCACUUGUGAUUCUUGAGUAUAUCGAUGAUACGUGGCGAAACAAUCCGAUUCUUCCUCAAGAUCCGUGUGAGAGAGCUACUGCUCGAUUCUUGGCUAAACUGAUCGAUCAACAGAUCUGUGUGGCGGCGAUGAAAGUGGUGGGGAAGGUCGGAGAAGAGAGAGACGCGGCGGUCGAAGCGACGAGAGAUUUGUUGAUGUUUUUGGAGAAAGAGCUUGUUGGGAAAGAUUUUUUCGGUGGGAGAAGUUUAGGGUUCGUGGACAUUGUGGCGACUCUUGUGGCGUUUUGGCUUAUGAGGACGGAGGAUCUCCUCGGAGUUAAAGUUGUUCCGGUGGAGUUGUUCCCGGAGAUUCAUAGAUGGGUUAAGAAUCUGUUGGGAAAUGAUGUUAUCAAGAAAUGUAUUCCUCCUAAAGAUGAGCAUCUUGCGUACAUCAGAGCUCGCAUGGAUAAGCUCAAUCUCAAAUCAGCUUGAUAAGGGUUAUUAUAGAGUUCUGAUGUUUUAAAGUAUGUCCCUUUUGUUCUUGUCUCUAUUUCUAUUGCUAAGUUUUAUGAGAUCAUUAAGCUGAAAUGUCGUAGGGAAGUGUGAGGUUGUUGUUGUAUUAUAGAAGCUCUAAUAAUCAAAGUAUGUGCCUUUGUUCUUGUCUCGAUUGCUAAAGUCCUAUGGAUCAUGUUUUAUGCUCAAAGCUCCCCAAGUUGUAGACAAAUAGUUGGGAACUGUGAACUUCUUUGAUGUAUUAUUGUCUGCAAGAGAUGGAAAUCAGAAUGUCAUUGUCACU
Camelina sativa (false flax) is the source of this 1111-nucleotide messenger RNA. Its product is annotated as glutathione S-transferase U7. Gene Ontology annotation, cellular component: cytoplasm. Gene Ontology annotation, biological process: glutathione metabolic process. The record is from RefSeq and is a predicted model, not a curated record. Gene Ontology annotation, molecular function: glutathione transferase activity. NCBI's taxonomy places the organism in Eukaryota, Viridiplantae, Streptophyta, Magnoliopsida, Brassicales, Brassicaceae.